Messenger RNA from Eutrema salsugineum, 912 nucleotides. Its product is annotated as PLASMODESMATA CALLOSE-BINDING PROTEIN 5. The transcript has 3 exons. The coding region runs from base 163 to 702 and encodes 179 amino acids. The record is from RefSeq and is a predicted model, not a curated record. Lineage: Eukaryota; Viridiplantae; Streptophyta; Magnoliopsida; Brassicales; Brassicaceae.
GUCUCUUCCGAUUCUCACUCAGAAUCGCGUCACUGUUAGAUCUUCCAUUUUCCCGAUACCUUUAACGGUAACUUUCUGGUACCAUUGGGAAUCAGGGGCUAUAAAAAACGCUGAACCUUCUUCGUAACGUUACUUUGCUUGAUCUUCUCUUUCUCUGCGGAAAUGGUUAUGUCUCUCUCUCGGUGUUUUCAUCUGCAUCUCUCUCUCCUCGCCGCGACGGCGACAAUGUUAAUGGUGGUUGCGGCUGCGCAAGCCGGCGGUCAAGUGUUGCAGGUGGAGCUAUGGUGCGUAGCGAAGAACAACGCGGAAGAUUCGUCGCUCCAGACGGCGAUCGAUUGGGCUUGUGGACAAGGCGGCGCCGAUUGCGGCCCGAUCCAGCAAGGUGGACCCUGCAACGACCCGACGGAUAUCCAGAAGAUGGCUUCGUAUGUAUUCAACAAUUACUACCUGAAGAACGGCCUCGCCGAUGAUGCUUGCAAUUUCGACAACAACGCUGCUCUUACUUCUAUCAAUCCCAGUCAAGGAACUUGCAAAUACCCUUCGAGUAAGAGAGUGAGCAAUGGGCGAGUAGCGGAAGACACUUCAAUGGGUGCAGGGCAAGCAGAUAUGAGCCAUGGCAGACGAAUUUCCAGCAAUUGGAUCUUGGCCUUCAUCGGUUUUGGCAGCAUAUUAUUGACGAUGACACGGAUAAUUCAUCUUUAGGCCACACGCACAAGCUCAAUGAUUCAUGAGAAAGUUGCCAUUUUUAUCUAUACCAAACUACCUAUGAAGAAGAUAGGUCUAAUAUCUAAUUUUCUGCCAUCUUUUGACUUUGCGAUCUCGCAUGGAGUCUGUUUCGACAUAAGCUUCAAUGGGAAUUGGUAGUGAUAUUUGUCUUUGUCAAUGAAUAUAUAUAAUGAUGUAAUGUUAUCA